Cucurbita pepo subsp. pepo (vegetable marrow) is the source of this 1505-nucleotide messenger RNA. RefSeq names its product inositol-tetrakisphosphate 1-kinase 3. Gene Ontology annotation, biological process: inositol trisphosphate metabolic process. Gene Ontology annotation, molecular function: ATP binding; inositol-1,3,4-trisphosphate 6-kinase activity; inositol-1,3,4-trisphosphate 5-kinase activity. Lineage: Eukaryota; Viridiplantae; Streptophyta; Magnoliopsida; Cucurbitales; Cucurbitaceae. Gene Ontology annotation, cellular component: cytoplasm. The record is from RefSeq and is a predicted model, not a curated record.
GGAGGAGAUUAUGAGGUUGAAGGAGGAUUCGCCUUACGCCACCAACGAACCGACGGCUGAAAUGGACGAAACGAUGUCGCUUCAAUCCAAGUAUUCGAAUGCUCACCAGCGGAAGGUGGUUGUUGUUGGCUAUGCUCUUACCUCCAAGAAGACCAAGAGCUUUAUGAAGCCUAAGCUUGAAGGAUUAGCUAGGAAUAAGGGGAUAUUGUUCGUUGCAAUUGAUCAAAACAGACCUCUGUCGGAUCAGGGGCCAUUUGACAUUGUUCUGCACAAGUUGUCAGGAAAAGAGUGGCGUCAGAUUCUCGAGGAAUACAGACAAACACACCCAGAAGUGACUGUUCUAGAUCCGCCAGAUGCGAUACAGCACUUGCACAAUCGCCAGUCUAUGCUCCAGGCAGUUGCCGACAUGGAAUUAUCUGAAUCCUAUGGCAAAGUAGAUGUUCCAAGGCAAUUAGUCAUAAAGAAAGAUGCAUCCUCCAUUUCUGAUGCGGUGGGGAAGGUCGGGCUAAAACUUCCUCUUGUUGCUAAACCGUUGGUUGCUGAUGGAAGUGAAAAGUCCCAUGAAUUAUCUUUAGCUUAUGAUAAGUACUCCCUCCAAAAGCUUGAACCUCCUCUUGUCCUCCAGGAGUUUGUCAACCAUGGAGGUGUCAUGUUUAAGGUUUUCAUAGUUGGUGAAGCUAUAAAAGUGGUCAGACGCUUUUCGUUGCCAAAUGUCAGCAUGUGGGAGGUCUUGAAAAAUGCUGGUAUUUAUCGUUUCCCGAGAGUUUCUCAUGCUGCUGCAUCUGCUGAUGAUGCUGAUCUGGAUCCUUGUGUUGCUGAACUUCCUCCACGACCUCUAUUAGAGAGAUUAGCAAAGGAACUCAGACGUAGACUGGGUCUUCGAUUAUUCAACCUCGACAUUAUUCGAGAGUAUGGAACUCGAGAUCGUUAUUAUGUCAUUGAUAUCAACUACUUCCCUGGGUAUGGAAAAAUGCCAGAAUAUGAGCACAUAUUCACAGACUUCCUCUUGGGCUUGGUACAGAGCAAGUACAAGAAGAGAACAACUUACUAGAAACUUCUUUGAUUCUCAUACGGUCACGCUCAGUACUCUCCAGAUACUCUUGAAUAGCGCUCGAGGGCGAGGCUUCCAGUUGCAGCUCAUUCAGGCAACUCACUUGGCUGAAGGAUGGGAGAAGCGAUUUCGUAUGAAUUCUAUCCUUUGGUUUCAGCCAUUAUCUAAUGCUCUGCUCGCUCACUAAGACGACAAGUUUGCAGUUUGGAAGGUGUAAAUAUGCCUUUUUAACUUGCAUUAAUUAGCUCAAAAUCUGAACUGAUCUUACAGUCCCCUGUGCUUUUGUUGGGAGUUACUAGAAUGACUGUAAAUAUCUCUAAGGUAGAAAAGGGAAGUGCCAAGGAUCCAAUGUAAAUUCUGUUUAGAUGAAUUAAUUAACGCUUAUAACAUCUCUGAAUGAAUGGGAUUCAAGUCAUGCUGCUCACUAUGCUAAUGAAUAGAUAGUCAUGGUCAA